Molecule: messenger RNA, 1000 nt
Organism: Cercocebus atys (sooty mangabey)
Lineage: Eukaryota; Metazoa; Chordata; Mammalia; Primates; Cercopithecidae
Gene: MRPL14
Product: mitochondrial ribosomal protein L14
Exons: 3
Coding region: 359-796 (145 amino acids)
Biological process (GO): translation
Cellular component (GO): ribosome; mitochondrion
Molecular function (GO): structural constituent of ribosome
Source: RefSeq, a predicted model, not a curated record
AGUGUCUAGGUAUUCCUGGGGAAGAGUGGAUUCCUCUGCCCCCCACCCCAACAUUCUUAUUAAAUAAAGUCUUAUCUGAGGUGGUUUGAAGUUGUGCAAAGCAAAGCUGUGUGUAAAUACUACAGUGUAGAGGCUUUUCUCGGCAGACCUCUUGAAUGGGCACCUCUGCAGCCAAACAUUUGGGUGGAAAAACAGGUGUGUUUUGCAGCUGGCUACAGGCCUUUCUGAAGCACUCUCUGAAGUGAUGUUCUGGUGUUUCAGGGCGCUGGCAGCCUCUAUAUUUGUUAGUGCUAGGGAGCAACAGGGUUGAGAUUCUGAAAACUGGAGCCACAAGUCUUGGGAUCUAUCUUGGGAUCCCAUGGCUUUCUUUACUGGGCUCUGGGGCCCCUUCACCGGUGUACGCAGAGCACUGAGCCAUCGCUGUUUCAGCACCACUGGGAGCCUGAGUGCGAUUCAGAAGAUGACGCGGGUACGAGUGGUGGACAACAGUGCCCUGGGGAACAGUGCAUACCAUCGGGCUCCUCGCUGCAUUCAUGUCUAUAACAAGAAUGGAGUGGGCAAGGUGGGCGACCAGAUACUACUGGCCAUCAAGGGACAGAAGAAAAAGGCGCUCAUUGUGGGACAUUGCAUGCCUGGCCCCCGAAUGACCCCCAGAUUCGACUCCAACAACGUGGUCCUCAUUGAGGACAACGGGAACCCUGUGGGGACACGAAUUAAGACACCCAUCCCCAGCAGCCUGCGCAAGCGGGAAGGCGAGUAUUCCAAGGUGCUGGCCAUUGCUCAGAACUUUGUGUGAGUUGAGCCCAGGCCUCUGGUUGCAGGAGGGUUCGUGAAUGGAGCAGUUCUGAGAACGACUCUUUUGCUAAGGGAGCUUGGGAGCCACAUGGCUGCUCCCUUCACACUGGGUAACAGUGUAAUGUCCUGUGAGAGAAUAAAUAUAUUCAUUUAUGUGUUCCGGAGCUUUCUGGGAUGUGGUGGGAAAAUAAAUGACACUGAAGCA